AUGGGGUCGGGAGAUGGGACCGCGAAACCGACUCCUAUCAAACCUACCACCAUCCGUGUCAGAACGAGACUAAGACCCACCAAGCCUGUCGCAAAGAAUAAGCCUGAAGCCGAAGCUGGACAACAUGCCACACCGGAAGUCGUGCAGAAAGCGAGACAAGAUUGGCAGCAGCGAGGAACCGUCAGUCGCCGGGUGGCGCGAAGCAAGUUCAAUGCGAAGAGGCUAAAGCAAGAAGAGGAUGAUAUUGCUAGAUGGCACGAGUUCUUUGAAGCUGAUCCCGAUGACGAUGGCAACCUGAAGAAUGAUGAACCACAUCCUUCAGAUAGCCAUCCUCCAAAGAAUCCUCUUCAUAUUCCUGAAAUCAAGCGCAUACCCAAAGCCGAGGAGCAAGAUCUAGAAUUCUUCAACGAGCUGCCAGAAGAUAAAUCACCAAAAUCGCAGACUAAAGAUGACAUCGAAUUUAUGGAUCUGUUGAACGAGCAGUGCAAGAUUGUUGCAGGUGAGGGAGAUUGGAGGAAACCAAUAGCGCUUCCCAAGCGACCACGCAAGGUCAACGCAAAAGACUUUUUUGAUCCAGCGGAUGACUUUAUGGCUUACAUGCGAGCCAUUCGCAGGAACGGAAUUUGUCUCGAUCCUGAUCACGCGAUGGCUGUCAGAAAGGCUACCAAGGCGAUUCUUGCUCAGAGCAACUGGGAAAAGACCGCGGCGACAGUGACCAAUGUUCUAUUCGCUGCUGCAGGUAUUGCAUUGAUUGUGGUUUCGAAAGGAAGUGCUCUCGGUCUCUUGGCAGUGCCUUAUGUUAUUCCUACGAUAGUCGUGCCGGCCGUCAAAGUGGCUAAAGGGCUAGUCAACGUUGCUAUCAGCGCGAGAAAUCGUUACAAAAAGGAUGAUCUCAAAAGGCACAUGCAGGACUUGGCAACGAUCGAAGCGAGUGUCGGAGUGCGAGUCAAGAGUGAGCAGGACAAGCUUGAGUACCAAAAAUUCAGAGCAAUUGCUGCAGAACGCAUGGGCGAAAUGGAAAAGGCUUGGCACGAGAAGUUUACUGACCCGAUCAACAAGGUUGUUGAUUCGGUCGAGAAGGCUCUCUCGCCUGUCACGAAAUUAAAAAAACUUGUCGAGGAGAAGGACAAGCAUAAAAUUAUUGAGAAAGGCGGAAUGGCUGCUGAGGGUAUCAGUUUGAUACGGGAUAUGAAGGACUUGAUUGUGAGCGCCAUUGAUAUUGGGACUUAA
Messenger RNA from Lithohypha guttulata, 1230 nucleotides. RefSeq lists its product as uncharacterized. The transcript has a single exon. Lineage: Eukaryota; Fungi; Ascomycota; Eurotiomycetes; Chaetothyriales; Trichomeriaceae. The record is from RefSeq and is a predicted model, not a curated record. The coding region runs from base 1 to 1230 and encodes 409 amino acids.